CCUCCUACCUAUGGCCGACGCCCUCUGGUGAAGUGAUCACGGGGCACCGAAUACAAUGCCGAUGUUGCCCUUCAUUCCUCAACGCAAUACACAGCCUCAGCAUUACACGACGGGUUUAUAAGAAGCGUCAACGGCCAUUCACAAUUGUUCUACCCUGCAAGACUUCCCAUCCUUCUCAUCCUGCAUCACUAUCAUGCACGUCACCAAGACCCUCUCCAUUCUUGCCAUUGCACUUCUCGGCCUAGGACUGAGUGGAGUCAGUGCCGAGUACACGUUUUGCAAGCGAUCGGGUAAUCUCCUCGAGAGGGCAACUUCCUCAAAGGCGGACAAGCAACUGGCCCAUCACAAGCGCUUGUGGGAAGAGUCUGGUGCUACUACGAUCGAUGAAUUCAUGGAGAGGGUGCCUCACGAGGAGAUCACCUACCUUACCCAGGGCGAACAUGGAAUCAAGCUACGAGAUGUGGCCAGUGGUGCAGCAGUGACGGACGAGAAAGCCACCUCUGACCCCAACGCUGCGUCCAAGUGGCACUUUACGUGCAGCACACCUCAUACUGUCUGUGCUAUCCUGUAUGAUGGUAUCCAGUACAAGAAGGGCCCCUUGCCUUACAAGAUUGUUCAUAAAGAAAGUGAGUAGCGAAAGUGCUAGGCUAGACAGCAGUGGGUGCUCUAAUGAGGUUCCUUCUGUGUUGUCACCAUUCCACAGAAUUCACCGUCCUCUACUACUGGUAUUUCCAGCCCACUGUCGAAUUCAUCGCCCCCGGUGGCUCCGGCAACU
Molecule: messenger RNA, 775 nt
Organism: Microstroma glucosiphilum
Lineage: Eukaryota; Fungi; Basidiomycota; Exobasidiomycetes; Microstromatales; Microstromataceae
Exons: 2
Coding region: 194-634 (146 amino acids)
Source: RefSeq, a predicted model, not a curated record